Messenger RNA from Vicia villosa (hairy vetch), 702 nucleotides. Its product is annotated as copper transport protein CCH-like. Lineage: Eukaryota; Viridiplantae; Streptophyta; Magnoliopsida; Fabales; Fabaceae. Gene Ontology annotation, molecular function: metal ion binding. The record is from RefSeq and is a predicted model, not a curated record. The transcript has 3 exons. The coding region runs from base 142 to 561 and encodes 139 amino acids.
AUAUAUUGGUUCACCAACCUUCCUACUUUGUUGGUAUAUAAAAGGCACUACUCCAUUCCCACAACUCUUCAUUCCAUAACCACCCAACUGAGAAUCCUUUCUUUUUUGUUUCUCUUCACUUUCUUUUUCAUACACAUAACCAUGUCUUCUGAGACUGUUAUCCUCAAUGUGAAAAUGUCAUGCACGGGCUGUUCAGGAGCAGUCAAUAGAGUUUUGGAAAAAAUGCAAGGUGUAGAAUCAUUUGAGAUUGAUAUGAAGGAACAAAAGGUGACUGUGAAAGGAAAUGUGAAGCCACAAGAUGUUUUCGACACUGUUUCCAAAACCGGAAAGAAAACUGCAUUCUGGAUGGAGCCUGAAAACAAGCCUAUAGAAACUCCAACUGAAGUUGAACCUGAAAACAAACCUUCAGAAGCUGCAGGUAUUGUUUCUGUUGAGCCUGAUAACAAGUCCACAGAAGCUGCAACUGAGGUUGAACCUGAAAACAAGUCCAGAGAAACUGCAACCAUUGGAGCUGUUGAGCCUGACAACAAGCCUUCUGAAACUGCCACUGUUGCUGCCUAAGAAACUGAUACUUGUUUUAUUUCUAUUUGCAAAUUAUUCUAUGUUAAAUUUAAAAAUGAUCUUUGUGGGUAUCUAAGCUACAACUACUUUCUUAUUUUGCACUUAUGAUGAAUACUUUAAGUAACUAUUUCUACUUAAUCA